UUUUAGCAAACGAACUCUGAAAAUAGCCAAAACCAGCUAUAAAAUAGAUAGGUUGGCAACAGUGUCACUUGUUUUAAUUCACGAAUCCAAUGGUGACAGAGCUGGAAUCUUUUUAAUUGGUAAAUCUGUAAAAUAGUCUAUUAAAAGCAGCAGAAAACACAAUGCUUAAGUUAAAACUUGAGGCCUUAGGUCAUCCUACGCCCAGCGAUGUGGCAUGGAGCAACCGCAAAGAAUUUGCAAGCACCAUACUUUGGCUGGAGGAUCAAAAGAUACGCUACUAUACCAUAGAGGAUCGUGAGAAAUUGCGAAAUCUAGAUGAUAUGAAGCUCUGGGAAGAGGCAUACAAGCAAUACUGCAUUGACCUGAACAUGCCGCCAUACGAAACGCAGCUGGAGCAGCUAACCUGUAUAAUUGGGCACGCAAUGCGUCUGGAAUACCUGGAUGAUCCUUCCCAAUACGAGUCGAUUAACGCUCAAGAGGCUCGGGAGCCAAAGAACAAUGGCAUGCAAACGCAGCAGAAAGUUCAAACUAUUUUUGAUGGCAAGAUAAAUGUUCACGAUAAGGAAUUUAUAGCGGGCGUGCGCACGCUGGCCACAAAGUUGAAGGUGCCGCAUCAUCCCAACCAUUUGCUUCAAUUAGAGGCUGUGGCACGAAUCGUGCACGAACGCCUUGGACCGAGUGCCAAGGAUCGACAACCGAUUGCCGGCACACCGUUCCCCUUUGAUAAGGGCAACGAUGUGGUCUCUGCCAACGACCCAACGCUGGAUUAUCCCAUGCGCAUUCUGCGGCUGUUGCAAAUACAAAGUCUACGUCAGCUGCAAACUCACAUUAACGAAACGAUUGUUGCUGUUCAGAGUCUGACUGCCAAUCCAAAGACUGACACCAAGCUGGGAAAGGUUGGACGCUAAAGUUAAUCUUAGAAAUGAGCAUAUGUUCAUAUGCUUGUAUAAUUAUUGUAAUGAACAAACUAAAUUUACAAAUACGAAUACGAUUAUGACUAAUUAA
Messenger RNA from Drosophila innubila, 1005 nucleotides. RefSeq names its product RNA transcription, translation and transport factor protein. Gene Ontology annotation, biological process: tRNA splicing, via endonucleolytic cleavage and ligation. NCBI's taxonomy places the organism in Eukaryota, Metazoa, Arthropoda, Insecta, Diptera, Drosophilidae. Gene Ontology annotation, molecular function: RNA binding. Gene Ontology annotation, cellular component: tRNA-splicing ligase complex. The record is from RefSeq and is a predicted model, not a curated record. The transcript has 3 exons. The coding region runs from base 162 to 908 and encodes 248 amino acids.